UUUCGGGACUGAAAGCCGUGUUGUUUUGCUUGGCUCGUUUACGUGCGGAGCUACACACGCGCACACACACGCACACACACGUACCGCGUGCAGAGAGUGUGUACGGCGCUCCAGCGUUCACACGGCGGGAUUUACGGUGCUGUGGAUCUGUGGAGGAGGACGGGGAGAGGGAGACGCGGGCUCGCCGGAGGAGGCUGCUCUUGGCUGGGUCGCGCUCUGCAGUGGCAGCCGCUCCUUCUGAACGCGGACCGCGGGGCUGAGCGGAGAGAGCAGCGGGCGGAGGGAGCCUGAGAGAAAUCUAUCCAGGGAAAAACCUGUAGGAGAUGGUGUUUGGAGUUUGGCUUCUGGCCACAAGCGAGAGGAACCGAGUGCUGCUGCCCGUUACUCACUGUAUCUUACUCUGCCCUGAGACCCACCGCUCAUCACUCAUGAUUUCUCUAUAGUGCACAGACGGUGCAGCCAUGUUCAGGAACAGCUUGAAGGCGCUUCUGAGCGGAGGCAAAUCCAACCGCAAGAACCGCAACAGCGGCGGUGGCUCAGGAGAUGGCGAGUGUGUGUUUGAGGGAGAUUACGCUGUGCCUCCUCUGCCGGUGACCGAGGGCAUGCAGCACAUUCGCAUCAUGGAGGGGGUGACCCGCUCUCUGCCCUCAUCCCCCCUGCUCUCACACCAGGCCAUCAACAUGAGGCUACAGCCUCUCAAGAGGAUACCAGGGGAAGAAACUCGGGAGCUGGGUCCUCCACCCUCAGUGGACGAGGCAGCUAACACCCUGAUGACGCGGCUGGGCUUCCUGCUCGGGGACAAAGUGACUGAGGGACCCGACAGAGUCCCGUACGGCAUGGAGGAACAGGACGAUAUUCAGGCCAUCUCCAUGACCCAGAGGAUCAGCCCAUGCUCCAGCCUGGCCAGCAGUUCAGCGUCGCCCCCUCCUGGCAGCCCCUGCUCCACCCUACCCCCUGGAGCUCCGGGCAGCAUGGGGGCUUAUGGCUCCAUCACCAGCCCCACAUCCACACUGGAGAGCAGAGACAGCGGCAUCAUCGCUACUCUCACCAGUUACUCGGAGAACGCGGAUCGGGGAGGGAAACACGGCGAGAGUUCGCGAGGCAGCCUCAAACUGUGGCAGACUCAGAAAACAGCGGGAACCGACUCCUUCCUCUACAGAGUGGACGAAAACAUGGCCGCCUCCACCUACAGCCUCAACAAGAUCCCAGAGAGGAGCCUGGAACACUCCGCCUCCCACUCCGCCCACUCCAUCCCCCUCUACCUCAUGCCCCGCCCCAAUUCUGUGGCUGCCACCAGUUCUGCUCACCUGGAGGAUCUGGCGUAUCUGGAUGAACAGAGACAGGCCCCGCUGCGGACCUCACUGCGAAUGCCCCGCCAGAACUCGGGGGCGGGACGUGUUGGGCAGGACCUGAGAGUGCGCUUCGCCCCGUACCGUCCGCCGGACAUUGCCCUGAAGCCCCUGCUGUUUGAGGUGCCCAGCCUGACGAGCGAGACCGUAUUCACAGGGCGUGAAUGGCUCUUUCAGGAGGUGGACCUCCAUCUCCGGGGCAGCGACCCGACCAACCGCGGCGUCAUCAUCGCGGGCAACGUGGGUUUCGGCAAGACGGCCAUCAUCUCCCGCCUGGUGGCGCUCAGCUGCCAUGGCAACCGCAUUAGGCAGAUCGCCUCGGACAGCCCGCAUUCUUCACCAAAACAUUCUGACACUCUCCCACACACUCAGCCACAGUCAGCUCACGGUACGCUGAUGGGGGGCAGCAGUUGCCCCGGCACUCCGGAGAUGAGGAGACGUCAGGAGGAGGUGAUCAGGAGACUGGCCUCUCAAGUGGUGGCGUAUCAUUACUGUCAGGCAGAUAACGCAUACACAUGCCUCGUGCCGGAGUUUGUACACAACAUCGCGGCUCUGCUGUGCCGAGCUCCUCAGAUGCAGGCCUACCGAGAACUGCUGCUACGACAGCCCCACCUGCAGAGCCUGCUCAGCCUGCGCUCCUGCGUCCAGGAGCCAAUGACGGCCUUCCGCAGAGGACUGCUGGAGCCUCUUCACCUACUACACCGAGAGAGGAAGGUGGCGUGUGAUGAGGAUCUGAUCAUUUUGAUUGAUGGACUGAAUGAGGCAGAGUUCCAUAAGCCGGAUUACGGGGACACCAUUGUCUCGUUUCUGUGUAAAACUAUGGAGCGAUUCCCUCCCUGGCUCAAGCUGGUGGUGACGGUCAGGACGUCUCUACAGGAUGUGACACGUCCGUUGCCGUUCCACCGGAUCUCUCUGGACCGCCUGGAUGAAAGUGACGCCAUCGACUCGGACCUGCAGGGCUACAUCCUGCACCGGCUGCACUCCAGCCAGGAGAUCCAGAACAACGUGGCUCUGAACGGGAAGCUGGACAACGCCGCCUUUGGAAAGCUCAGCGCCCACCUGAAGGGCCUGAGCCGUGGCUCCUACCUCUACCUGAAGCUCACACUGGACCUCAUCGAGAAGGGCUACCUGGUGCUCAAGAGCUCCAGCUAUAAGGUGGUGCCGGUGAGCCUGGCGGAGGUGUACCUGCUGCAGCUGAACAUGCGCUUCCCUACGCAGUCGUCGUUCGAGCGGGCGCUGCCUCUGCUGAACGUGGCCGUGGCCUCGCUCCACCCACUGACGGACGAGCAGGCGUACGAGGCGGUGAACGCCGGGGCCGUGUGGGGCCCUGCGCUCGAUUGGGAAGACUUCCAGCAGCGCGCAGACCACCUCUCUCCAUUCCUGGUGAAGAGACGGGAUGGAACCCGCAUGUUCGUGCAUCCGUCCUUCAGGGAGUGGCUGAUCUGGAGGGAGGACGGAGAGAAAACCAAGUUCCUCUGUGACCCCAGGAGUGGCCACACACUGCUGGCCUUCUGGUUCUCGCGGCAGGAGGGCAAGCUGAACCGGCAGCAGACCAUCGAGCUGGGCCACCACAUCCUCAAAGCACACAUCUUCAAGGGCUUGAGUAAGAAGGUUGGGGUUUCCUCGUCGGUGCUGCAGGGGCUGUGGGUGUCCUACAGUACGGAGGGCCUGUCUGCUGCUCUCGCUUCUCUGCGUAACCUCUACACUCCCAACAUCAAGGUCUCUCGUCUGUUGAUUUUGGGAGGAGCUAAUGUGAACUAUCGUACAGAGGUCCUGAAUAACGCUCCGGUGCUGUGUGUGCACGCGCACCUGGGUUACCUGGAGAUGGUGGCCCUGCUGCUGGAGUUCGGUGCUGACGUCAACGGCCCCUCAGAAAGCGGUCUCACUCCGCUGGGCUACGCUGCUGCUGCCGGCCAUCUGCCCAUCGUCACCGCCCUCUGCGCCAAGAAAGCCAAGGUUGACCAUCUGGACCGGAACGGGCAGUGUGCUCUGGUUCACGCGGCUCUGCGGGGCCACCUAGAGGUGGUGAAGUAUCUGGUGCAGUGUGACUGGAGCUCCGAGGAGGAGGAGCCCUCGGCUUUCUGCAAGAGCCAUGCAGUGCAGCAGGCCCUGAUAGCAGCAGCUAGCAUGGGCUAUACUGAGAUUGCGUCUUAUCUACUGGACCUCCCAGAAAAAGAUGAGGAAGAAGAAGAGCGUGCACAGAUCAACAACUUCGACACACUCUGGGGGGAAACAGCUCUGACAGCAGCAGCUGGUCGGGGGAAGCUGGAAGUGUGCAGGUUGUUGUUGGAGCAGGGAGCUGCUGAAUCUCAGCCAAACCGCCGUGGUAUUGUGCCUCUCUUUAGCGCCGUCCGCCAGGGGCACUGGCAGAUUGUAGAGCUGCUGCAGAAUCACGGGGCAGAUGUGAACAUGGCAGAUAAACAGGGCCGGACUCCUCUCAUGGUGGCCGCCUCCGAGGGUCAUCUGGCCACAGCUGAGUUCCUGCUGGCACAGGGUGCUUCACUGGCUCUGAUGGAUAAAGAAGGUCUCACGGCUCUCAGCUGGGCGUGUCUGAAAGGGCACCUCCCGCUGGUACGUGCGCUGGUAGAGAGAGGAGCAGCAACGGCUCACGCGGACAAGAGCGGACGCACCCCUCUGGACCUCGCUGCCUUUUACGGAGACUCCGAAGUGGUGCAGUUUCUGGUGGAUCAUGGUGCUAUGAUUGAGCAUGUGGACUAUAGCGGCAUGCGGCCUCUGGAUCGAGCUGUGGGCUGCAGAAACACGUCGGUAGUGGUGGCGCUGCUGAAGAAGGGGGCCAAGAUAGGAUGUCAGACCCUCCCCAGCAGGGCUCGAGGUCCAGCGACGUGGGCAAUGGCCACCUCCAAGCCGGACAUCAUGAUCGUCCUCUUGAGCAAGCUGAUCGAGGAAGGAGACGGGUUCUACAAGAAGGGGAAGGUGAAGGAGGCGGCUCAGAGGUAUCAGUACGCUCUGAAGAAGUUUCCGCGGGAGGGCUUUACUGAGGACCUUAAAACCUUCAGAGAGCUCAAAGUCUCCCUGCUGCUCAACCUGUCUCGCUGCCGCCGGAAAAUGAACGACUUUGGCAUGGCGGAGGAGUUUGCCUCCAGGGCUCUAGAGUUGAAACCCAAAUCCUAUGAGGCCUAUUACGCACGAGCCCGCGCCAAGCGCAGCAGCAGGCAAUUCCACGCAGCCCUGGAGGACCUGAGUGAAGCCAUUCGCCUCUGCCCCAACAACCGCGAGAUCCAGCGCCUGCUGCAACGCGUGGAGGAAGAGUGUCGCCAGGUCGCUGAGCAACAGGAGCUGGAUCCACCCCCUUCUCCUCCACCUCCCCACGAACGAGAACCUCCCAUGGCCCCGCCUCCCCCGCUGGAGCCCCGCCUCUCAGACAUGGAGCCCGUGCAGGACUUGUUCGAGGAGGACGAGGAUUACCUAGAGCGGGAUUUGGACGGUCUGCCACUAGGUGUAACAGCUGAGCCUCGUUCCAGUCCCUCAGGCUUAACUGUAAUUCAGAACAUCAUGCCUCCGUCCCCCAGCCACCGGGACUCCCCCUACCUCUCUGGACCACCCUCAAUGGGCCAGGCCUUCGAACUCCGCCCCACUCCCCCCUCUAUGUCCUCCCCAACCCGCCAGGGCUAUCAGUCCACCUCUCCUUCCCUCUCUCCCACCCACCAAAGCUCUCAUUAUCGCCCAAGCCCACCUCAUACAUCCCCAGCGCAUCAAGCCUCAUCCUCCUCCUCCUCUUCCUCCUACCACUUCAGUCCUCCUCCAUCCCCUCUACGCCGUGGAGGGCCACAAUACCGCUCCAGCCCCACCUCCACGGCAGAAAGCAUGGGUCUGUACCGGCCCCAGUCAGCGUCUGCCGUCUGUUCAGGUCGAUACCAGCAGGAACAGCAGCUUUCUGGACGUCCUAAAUCUCCUCUUUCCAAAAUAAGCAGCCAGCGCUCCUUCCAGACCUCCCAUGUUCCACCUCAACAGCAGCAGCAGCAGCAGGGUCAGUGGCUGCAGCCAGCCAAGGCUCAGAUUGUCCGCACCAAUCAGCCAAGUGCUUCAGUUCACUCUAGUGCCGUGCUAGGCAGCAGCGCUUACAGUCAAAUGGCUCAUUCCAUGAGUGCCCGCUGUCCUGGAGACAUGGAUGAGCUUGGGGAGGUCAGUGGUUACCCUGCUCCUCUGCAGAGUGCGCUGUAUCCACGGGUGCUCAGCAUGGAUCCUGGUGCGAUGGAAGAGGAGCUUCUUCAAAGGCCUUCAUCUGCCUACAGGCCCAGUGCUCCGGGCCUGCGCUACGCUCAGACCCCUCAGAUCAGUCGCAGCCAGUCUGCCGCCUAUUACCCAAUUUCUCCCCAUGAACUUGAGAGGCAGGCCCAGCUGGGGUCACCCGAGAACCCUCACGGCCUGAGACGUCCGGUUAGUGCCACCAGUGGUGAACCGAAACCACAUCUACCCACUCCACGCCCUCUGAUGCACUCGCAAAGUGUUGGCCUGCGCUUUUCGUCCUCUAGCAGCAGUCUGGGCCUGGCCGUGGGAUCUGCUGCUAACCUAGGCCCAGGCUUCAGGCCCUCAGCAUCAGCACAGCAGAUGGAGAUCCCACUGAAGAUGGCCUACGAGGGGGGAUACUGCGACGCUCCAUCACCUGUUUCCCCGCCCAGUAUGGUAGGGGGAGGCACAUACCCUGGUGAAAGUGUGCGAUCGCGGUCUACGCCCUUUAUGGGCAUCAUUGACAAGACGGCACGCACACAGCAGUAUCAGCAGCCACCUUCAUCGCUGGCCCCUUCUUCUUCUUCCUCUCGGGCUUGGGCCAUCUCGUCCUUGGACACAGUGGUCAGCAGUCCAGCCACGUCGCCCGGCAACACAGGCUACGGGCAGCAAGGCUCAGCUCUUGGUCAUAUUGCCUACUACAACCGCACCAACAACGCCCACAAUGGACACCUUGCUGAGGAUGACUACUACAUGGCUCGGGAAAGGUCCGACAACAUGGGACGCGUCAGCCAGGCGCCCACCUACCCUGACGUUAAGAUGGCUCGGACGCUGCCGGUGGCCCAGGCCUACCAGGACAGCGAAUACAGGCAGGUGGGGAGCCGUGGCGAACGGCAAGGUCCGACCUCCCCAAUCAAACCAAAGAGGCCCUUCGUCGAGUCGAACGUGUGAGGCGAGUGAGGCGCUAGGAACAUUAUUAUUAUUAUUAUCAUUAUUAUAGAGCUGGAUUAUAUU
Molecule: messenger RNA, 6551 nt
Organism: Astyanax mexicanus (Mexican tetra)
Lineage: Eukaryota; Metazoa; Chordata; Actinopteri; Characiformes; Acestrorhamphidae
Gene: tanc2a
Product: tetratricopeptide repeat, ankyrin repeat and coiled-coil containing 2a
Exons: 28
Coding region: 462-6488 (2008 amino acids)
Biological process (GO): regulation of dendritic spine morphogenesis
Cellular component (GO): dendritic spine
Molecular function (GO): protein binding
Source: RefSeq, a predicted model, not a curated record